Messenger RNA from Betta splendens (Siamese fighting fish), 2268 nucleotides. RefSeq names its product exostosin-like glycosyltransferase 2 (gene extl2). Gene Ontology annotation, molecular function: glycosyltransferase activity. The transcript is spliced from 5 exons. The coding region runs from base 223 to 1239 and encodes 338 amino acids. Lineage: Eukaryota; Metazoa; Chordata; Actinopteri; Anabantiformes; Osphronemidae. Gene Ontology annotation, cellular component: membrane. The record is from RefSeq and is a predicted model, not a curated record.
GAAUAAAAACGUUCGUAAUGUAGUGAAUCAAAGGCGCACAGAGGACUUUGUAUAUAUUGGCAUUUCAAAUGCGGCGUAACAGCACAGCCUAGCGGUGAAUUAUGGAGCUGCGACAUGAAUGUUCCGGCUGGUGUUAGCUUGUGAGCACUCUUUGUUUUCAUGCUCUCUGGUUAGUUAGCCAAUAUGGCGGCCGCGUGAAGUUAAUGGUUUAUUUCCAACAAAAUGAGGCUCCCCCGUGGCUGCUUUGGGUUCCGUCGAUCUCACCUGGUUUGGGCCAUCCUGUUGCUCCUUUUGGUCGGUGCCGCUUUGUCGGCUCUACUGCCCCCUGCAGAGCACAAAGGAGUCGUUGAUGUUCUACGGCGAGCACCAUCGCAGAAUGAACGUCCUGCACAGGGUGGCAGCACAGAAGGCGAACGCAAGUUCACCAUCAUCAUCCAAACACACAAUCGCACAGACAUUCUGCUCAGACUCCUGAACCAUUACCAGGCAGUGCCUCACCUUCAGCAGAUUGUUAUAGUGUGGAAUAACAUCGGGGAGACGCCGCCCCUGACUUUAUGGACCUCCUUCGGACCCCAUCCGGUCCCUGUAGUGUUCAAGGAGCAGAGGAGCAAUCUAAUGCGAAACAGGCUGCAACCAUUCCCUGAGAUCAACACUGAUGCUGUAUUGAUGCUGGAUGAUGACACCCUGCUCAGCGUUCCUGACAUUAGUUUCGCCUUCUCUGUCUGGAAGCAAUUUCCAGAUCAAAUUGUUGGUUUUGUGCCUCGAAGACAUGUCUCAGCACCAGGGGGAGUAUACACUUAUGGCGGUUUUGAGCUGCAAGAUCCGGAAACAGCAGGAGGUGAUAAAUACUCCAUGGUGUUAAUUGGUGCGGCCUUCUUCCACCAACGCUACCUCCAACUCUUCCAGGACCAGCCUCCAGCAGUCCACACGCUGGUGGAUGAAACCCAGAAUUGUGAUGACAUUGUCAUGAACUUUGUUGUAUCACUGCAUUUGAGGAAACACUCUCAGACCGUAGGCGACUUUACCAAAUCAUCUGGGGUCUUCGUCAAACCCGUGGACAUGCGAAACCUGGAAAAGGAGGCCAAGAGUGGAUACCAGGGUAUGUGGCAUCGCCCUGAGCACUUUCUUCAGAGGUCCUACUGUCUGAACAAGCUGACACAGAUAUACGGCUACAUGCCACUCUCCUUCUCAAACCUGAUGGUGGCUCAGUUUGGCUUCCCCAGCUAUGCCAACCACUAGAGCAGAGGUUGAGGAAGUGGUGGCCAAUGGAAAAACACAUAUUUGGUAGGAGAUUCUGCUUAAAUGUCUGACAAGUCUGAGUUUUACUCAGAAAGUACAUCUGAUUUUAGUGCAGUGACUUUAUAACCAAUAACUUGAGAUUUACAGAACUGAGGCCUUUCAUUUACAAAAAUUUAAACGAUUCUUUAGGAACAAUAGGUGCAUUUUAAGUUCUUUAAUAACUUUGGCUGCAUAGGGCACAAAUUUUAUCAUGGAUACAUGGAUAUGUGUAGAGAUGUAUGUGUGUGUGUGUAGUGUGGGCUUAGCUUAUUAGGUUAUUUUGCAAAGGGCAGGUGCUUUUCCAAGGAUACUGUUUUUCAGUAAUUCUGCUUCAUAUGCACUUCCUGUGUAUGAUCAGGCAUCAUGACCAACACCUGGUAUUUAAAAGGUUCUAAAAUUAUUUAAAUAUUUGACGUCUGAUCAUAGCUGAAAAAAUUAACUUCAUAAAUCAAUGCAAAUUAAUGUGUAAUAUUCUUUGCAAUUUAAAUUUACAAUUUAAAAAGAGGAUCUUGUGUGUAGGAUGUUAAAAAGGGUCCCUUUUAUGGUUAAACAUCCAUCCAUUUUCCAAGCCGCUCAUUCCCUAAUGAGGGCUAAUACGUGGCUGGGUUAUGCUAUGGGCGAGAGGCAGGGUACAUCCUGGACGGGUCGCCAGCCCAUCGCAGGGCAACACAGAGACAGACAACCACACACACACACUCACACCUACGGGCAAUGGAGAGAGUCCAAACUGCACGUCUUUGGACUGUGGGAGGAAGCCGGAGAACCCGGAGAGAACCCACGCAAACACGGGGAGAACGUGCAAACUCCACACAGAAAGGCACCAGAAAGGCCGCUUCCGGGAAUCGAUGUUUGUGAGGCGACAGUGCUACCCACCGCACCACCGUGCCGCCCAGGGUUAAACAUAUACAGUACUAUUCACAGACAGUCCCAUUGACAUCAUGACACUAAUAUGAUCCAGGUAAAUAAAGACAAACAUAUUUUACUCUGAGA